This is a messenger RNA of Gossypium arboreum, 1262 nucleotides long. Its product is annotated as ras-related protein RABH1e-like. Gene Ontology annotation, molecular function: GTP binding; GTPase activity. NCBI's taxonomy places the organism in Eukaryota, Viridiplantae, Streptophyta, Magnoliopsida, Malvales, Malvaceae. The coding region runs from base 172 to 798 and encodes 208 amino acids. The record is from RefSeq and is a predicted model, not a curated record. The transcript has 8 exons.
UGAAAAUGUGGGAAUAAUUCAAGGAUAAAAUUCUAUCCUCGAUCCCCGAAUACUCUGAUGAGCUCAUCCCGUCCCCUUAUAAAGUGAGGGAUAAAAUUGGAAAGAAAAAAGCUGUUCAAAGAUCUGAAACUCUCGUUUAUACAAUCAAAGAGAGAGAGAAGAAAUUGAAAAAUGGCGACGGUGUCCCCUCUGGCGAAAUACAAGCUUGUAUUCCUAGGCGAUCAAUCUGUCGGCAAAACCAGCAUUAUCACCCGCUUCAUGUACGAUAAAUUCGACACCACUUAUCAGGCCACUAUAGGGAUUGAUUUUUUGUCAAAAACAAUGUAUCUUGAAGAUCGAACGGUUCGAUUGCAGCUUUGGGAUACUGCAGGGCAGGAGAGAUUUAGGAGUCUUAUUCCAAGUUAUAUCAGAGAUUCUUCUGUUGCAGUAAUUGCCUAUGAUGUAGCUAAUAGACAAUCAUUUUUGAACACUUCAAAGUGGAUUGAAGAAGUACGCACAGAACGAGGCACCGAUGUCAUUAUUGUCCUUGUUGGGAACAAAACCGAUCUGGUUGAUAAAAGGCAGGUUUCUAUAGAGGAAGGAGAUAGCAAGGCUCGUGAACUUGGAGUCAUGUUCAUAGAAACCAGUGCAAAAGCAGGAUUCAACAUUAAGCCUCUGUUCCGCAAGAUAGCUGCUGCCUUACCAGGAAUGGGAUCUCUUUCUUCAACAAAACAGGACGAUAUGGUUGAUGUAAACCUGAAAUCCAGUGGAAAUUCUUAUCAAAAUCCAGAUCAGAAAGGAGGUGGUUGUGCUUGUUAAAACAGAUACUGUAUUUACUACAAGCUUAGCUUAAGAGAUAGGGAAAAAGAAAACUGAAGGCUAAAAUAACAGAAAAGUUUCCGAACUUCCUUCGCGUUACUUAGGCCCUGGUUUUCUUAGCUGGGUUAAUGAUCGGUUAGAUAACUUCGUCAGUUGGCUGAAGGGGAGCAAGACCUGCAAGCAAUGAAUUAAUAAGGUAAGGGGAAUGCCGGAAAUAGAUUUUUGAGACAUUCUCUGAUACGUAAGUCAACUAAAAUUUAAGAAAGGAAAGAGGGGCCAAAGAGGCAGGGUGUAAAAGUAUUAUGGAGAAUUCUUUCCUGAAGUCUUGCGUUUUGUACAGGUAUCCCAAGAAUUUCGAUCCUAUUUGUGGCUCCCGACUUUCUUUUACCUUAAUGUGCCCUGUGUGAUCAACUUCUCUAUGAACAUGUUAUUACUCUUUCUAAUGAAGCGUUGUUUUUUCCAAA